Molecule: messenger RNA, 2421 nt
Organism: Tachysurus vachellii
Lineage: Eukaryota; Metazoa; Chordata; Actinopteri; Siluriformes; Bagridae
Gene: zmynd19
Product: zinc finger, MYND-type containing 19
Exons: 6
Coding region: 309-992 (227 amino acids)
Source: RefSeq, a predicted model, not a curated record
CGACGGUCACUGUCAAAUAUCUACUGUUUCUAUUGGACGAAAGCGGCCAGCCCUCUUCGCUGAUUGGUUAAUCGUUGCUCCGAGAGCUGGCAGUUUUUCCAGCGCCACUCAGCGGCGUUUCGCAUCGCGGUGGUUUGGUAGCGGCGCGGGGAAAGAGUUGGGCAACGGCUGACCCUAAUAUCCAGGGGAAAAAAAAGGAAAAACUUGGAUGAAACUCGGGGUUAGGGGUUGCCCGAGCUAGCCUCCUAAUACCUGUAUACCACCGCGGCCGCUCAUUCCGUCUCAGUCCGUGCUGGGCAGCUCGUCUAAUGUCGGAUUUCAAGCUCGGGAUUGUUCGCCUGGGCCGUGUGGCCGGGAAGACAAAAUACACCCUCAUUGAUGAGCAGGAUAUACCACUGGUGGAGAACUAUGCCUUUGAGGCACGCAUGGAGGUUGACGCUGAUGGCAACGGAGCAAAGAUCUUUGCAUACGCCUUUGAUAUAAGCAAAGGACGGUGGGCUGGUCGACCUCUGCAUGAGUUACUCUGGGAAAAACACAGAGGUGGCAUUGCUCCAAGCUUCCAAGUCGUCCACAUAAACUCUGUUACGGUGGACAACCGUCUAGACAAUUUGCGCCUUGUUCCUGUUGGAUGGACUCCGAAACCGGAGGAGCUGUCUAGCAAACAAAGGGAGCAGUCACUGUACUGGCUGGCUAUCCAGCAGGUUCCAGCUGAUCCGGUGGAGGAGCAGUACUUAGAACUGGGCCGCACACGUUACUACAACGCCAACGGAGAGCUGGUGGAGGAGGAGGAGUGUUCCUGCACUUACUACGAGUGUCACUAUCCCCCUUGCUCACUCAUAGAGAGGAGGCUGCGAGAGUUCAACAUCUGUGGCCGUUGUCAGGUGGCACGCUACUGUGGCUCACAGUGUCAGCAGAGGGAUUGGCCGGCCCAUAAGAAGCAGUGCCGUGAACGCAAGCGGGUCCUGGCCCUGGAGUCUGAGCCUGAACGGUGAUCCCCUGAACCCCCGUUGAUCAUAAAUGGGGUCAGAGGGGGGACUGUGGGACGGGACUUGCAAAGAAAUGCAAAAAUGACACCGUUAAAAAAGAUCUACUGACUGACUAAACGGAUGGGUGACGUGUUGGUAGGUAAGGCAGGCCUGUGGAGUAUGGGGCGGGGGGCAUGAAAAACUUUUUUUUGCUUCCCAAACUUUUUGGCAUUUCCUUGGCUUGUUAUUGGGGGAUUUUUCUUUUAGAGGGAGAUCAAUAAAAGGCUGCUGCUAUGUAUGUGUGUUUUGUGAAGAAAAACACGACGCCAUCAUGACUUCCUCUAUACAGACUGUCGAGAGUUCAUAAACUCACUCCUUCCUUCCAUUCUCACGCCCGUCGUGAAGUGUUAGCCACUGGUCUCGAGGAACACGCCUGCUGUAGAAAGAGACUGAAUAACGGACCUCUUCACUGUACUUUUCCUCUCCCAGUGGGACUUCCUGUGCACAUAAACGUGCACAUGCCCGUUUACCUGCCGUAUCUUUCCCCAGGUGUGCAGCAAAGGACUGUGCAAAUUCACACUACCAGUAUUGUGUGUGCAAGUGCGUGCGUGCGUGCGCAUGUCAUACGAUUAUCAACUGAAGUAAUAGAAUUUUACUCUAUUCCACGUACGGAUGGACGGACUGAGUAGGGAAACAUUAUUAUUGAACCUGGGGAUGUUCUCACUUUUUGUUCCUGUGGCAAGUUUCUGAUAUUGCUCUCAGUGCUGCAUUUAAAAAAUCCUAGUCGCCUUCCAUUAAACUAUGUUCACAAUCUGUCACUAGCAUUUGGAUUCAAGGGAUGUCCUGAGCUAAAGAAAAAAAAAAACAAACUUGAAAAUGCACACAGUUGUCUAAUGUAUUCAACGUCCACUGUCAUCUUUCUGCAAGUUGAUGCUUAGGUUAUUGUUUGUCAAUCCUUCUUGUUCUGUGUAACAUCUGUAACUUUUUCCCCUCUCUUUUUGUGUUUUGUAUAAACCUGAACCUUUCAAUAACAACAACAAAAAAAAACUGACAAAGGCAUACAUGCACACAUGUUUAAAGUGUGUCUUCCUUUUAAAUGUAAGGCAACUUUAUUGAACUUUAAUGUGAUGCGCACGGACAUGCACACAAACCUUGCAUGUGUUGCAGGUAUACAUGCUAUUUGUUGACAGUUGUGUACCAAUGUGUUUAUUUAUCCAGAUAGGGUUGAACACUGUGCACUGAAUAUCCUCACUUUCAUCUUUGUCGUGUGGGCAGGGAGACUACAGAAUGAUUGUGUUUGGGGCAGGGUUUUUUUUUUCUUAUUUUUUAAUUUUAUUAAAUAAAAAUUACAGUAUGCUUUAAAUAUGUAAAAAUAAAUAAAUCUACAUGAGGAGGUAAUGUCGGAUAUCCGACUGUUGUCACUGUAAAAUAAAUAAAGUAUGACGUGAGAAACAUA